Messenger RNA from Loa loa (African eye worm), 294 nucleotides. RefSeq lists its product as hypothetical. The record is from RefSeq and is a predicted model, not a curated record. The transcript is spliced from 2 exons. The coding region runs from base 1 to 294 and encodes 97 amino acids. Lineage: Eukaryota; Metazoa; Nematoda; Chromadorea; Rhabditida; Onchocercidae.
AUGCUGGAAGAGGCUCAUUGUGUCAACUAUCCGACCGGUUCGUUUCAUCUUACCGGAAUGUUACUAGUUAAUUACUAUCAAAAAUAUAUUUCGUAUUGGGUAUGGCUGCAUGAGCUAAUAACAGUGCUCUCUGCAUUGGUAUGGAUUGCAUGGCUCUCAUACUCAGCGCUAACAUCUCAAAACGUUUUUGUUUAUUCCUCAUGGUGUGAUGAGUCAAUGCUCACAUCAAAAAAGUGCGGCCAAAGCCUGACUCGUAGACUUGGUCCACCAGAGAAAUUUCGCAAAGUGAAAUAA